AUGGGUGAUGUUCUCCACCUGUUAGUCAUCCUGUCCUUGUUGGAGACAGGCAAUGCCAAAGUGGGAAACUUCAAAGCAGCAGGAGCUACAGCACCAGGAGAUAUCCUCAUUGGAGGGCUGUUUCCCAUCCAUGAGGGAGUAGAGGAAUCCCCCAACAUCUCAGCACCCCAUGUAUCACAGUGUGUCAGGUACAGUAAGUGCAACAGGUUCAACACAGACGGGUUCAUCCAGGCAUUGGCUAUGAUCCACGCUGUAGAGUCGGCCAACAGAUCCCCUGUCCUGACUGCAGUAGGGAUCUCUCUGGGGUACCGUCUCCAUGACUCGUGCUCUGAUGUCACCACCGCUCUGAGGGCCUCAGCUGACUUCACACAGCCCACCACGGACUGUGGGGGAGGGGCCAACACCUCUAACUCUUCCCCGCCAAUCAUGGCCGUCAUAGGGGCCUCUUCCUCUGAGAUUUCCAUCUCUGUUGCCCGGCAACUCAACCUAAAGCUCAUCCCUCAAAUCAGUUACGCCUCCACCGCCAUCAUCCUGAGUGACAAGAACCGUUUCCCUGCUUUCCUGAGGACCGUACCUAGCGACGUGUACCAGACACAGGCCAUGGUCCAGUUGCUUAGCGACAGCAAAUGGACCUGGGUGGGCGUGGUCACAACGGAUGGAGACUACGGCCGCUCUGCCCUGGACAGCUUCGUCUCCCAGGCAACCGCCUCAGGGAUCUGUGUGGCCUUCAAGGAGAUCCUCCCUGAUUCGCUAACCAGUCCUGACAGCGAAUCAGCAAUCAGCCAAGCCGCCGCCACCCUCCAAUCGAACCCCAAUGUCAAGGUGGUGGUGUCAUUCGCCAAGCCUACUCAGAUGAUGUACCUAUACCAGAAGCUGAGGAGUCUGGGGUCGGGGCUGGGGGAGAGGGUGUGGGUGGCCAGUGACAGCUGGUCCUCGUCCAAGGAGGUCCUGGGAGAAAUGGACCUCCCAGAUAUUGGCAAUGUGGUGGGCUUCUCCUUCAAAAGAGGGAACCUGGCUCCUUUCCAUCACUACCUGAUGAACCUGAGUGACAUCAAUGAUGUCAUAGGAAACAACUCCUUCCUAAAGGAGUUCUACUCACUGCCAAACAGGUCAGAAAACUCUGGGGUUUUGUCCUCCUCCACAGUUCCAGCAGAGAUCCUGCUAAACAACAGCCAUGUGAACGUAGUCUUCAAUGUGGAGAUGGCUGUGAGUGCCAUCGCCCAUGCAGUGGCUGAUAUCUGCAGCGAAAAGGACUGUAAGACACCAGGCACGGUCCAACCCUGGGAGGUGCUUGGAGCCUUGAAGGACAGUCACUUUGAGCUGGAGGGGAAAAGCUACACGUUUGACCAGAAAGGAGACAUCAACCUGGGCUAUGAUGUAACCGUGUGGAGGUCUGUGAGAGGGGUCAUCAACGUCCAUGACGUUGUAGCUGAGUACCAUCCAAUCAACAAAAGCUUCAGCUACACCAGCGGAAACACCAAAAAUCUCACUGACCUGAGGAAUGUGGUGUCUGUGUGCUCGCCUAGCUGUGAACCUGGGAAGUUCAAGAAAACUGCUGAGGGUCAGCACACCUGCUGCUAUGAAUGCAUCAACUGCACUGAGAACCACUACUCCAACAACACUGACAUGGACCAGUGUCUCUCUUGUGAUACAAAGACAGAGUGGUCCCUGGAAGGGAGCUCUGGGUGUACCCAUAAGACCCUGGAGUUCUUCUCCUGGCAGGAUGGCUUCGCGGUGGUGCUGCUGGCGCUGGCGGCCCUGGGCAUCGUCCUGGUUCUCCUGGUGGGGGCACUCUUCCUACACCACCACCAGACCCCCGUUGUGAAGGCUGCCGGGGGGGCUCUCUCCCAGAUCAUCCUGCUCUCUCUAGUGGGAAGUUUUGUUAGUGCUGUGUUCUUUGUAGGUCAUCCCAGCAGCCUACAGUGUAAGGUGCGUCAGGUGCUGUUUGGCCUCAGCUUCACGCUGUGUGUUUCCUGCAUCUUGGUCAAGUCCCUGAAGAUCCUGCUGGCCUUCCAGCUCAACCCUGACCUGAAGGACGUUCUCCGCCGCCUCUACCAACCCUAUGCCAUCAUCUGUCUCUGCGUCAUCCUACAGGUCCUCACCUGCACCCUGUGGCUGGUCCUGCAGAGCCCCCGGAAGAAAGCCACCAUCUUCACCACCACCGUGCUGGCCGAGUGUGACGAAGGCUCCCAAGUGGCGUUUGGUGUGAUGCUGGGCUACAUCGCUGUCCUGGCGCUCGUAUGUUUUGCCUGCGCGUUUAAAGGCCGCAAGUUGCCACAGAAGUACAACGAGGCCAGGUUCAUCACCUUCAGCAUGCUCCUCUACCUCAUGUCCUGGCUGAUAUUCGUGCCUGUAUAUGUGACCACCUCUGGGAAGUACCUGCCAGCAGUGGAGAUGGUGGUCAUCCUCAUCUCCAACUAUGGCAUCCUCAGCUGUCAUUUCUUCCCCAAGUGCUACGUCAUCCUCUUCAAGAAGGAGCACAAUACCAAGAGGGCCUUCAUGAAGAACGUGUAUGAGUAUUCCAGAAAGGGCAUUACUGUCUCUAGCUCUGUCUCUGAGACUUCAGCCUCUCAGACAGAAGGCAAGUGCAUCAGUCACCCUUACUCCAUCAGUUCACCUUCCUUCUUCAUGUCUCCUCCACCAAUGGAACCCACAGCACCUCAGAACUGCUGGUCCGUUGGCCAGAACAUUCAGGGCAUUGACACUGCAACCCAUUGCACCAUAGUAGACCAUGGAGUGUUUGCCACAGGUCAGCUGACUCGACCACGCUGUCUGAGGAGAAGCAUGAGCCUAUGA
Molecule: messenger RNA, 2796 nt
Organism: Salvelinus namaycush (lake trout)
Lineage: Eukaryota; Metazoa; Chordata; Actinopteri; Salmoniformes; Salmonidae
Product: G-protein coupled receptor family C group 6 member A-like
Exons: 8
Coding region: 1-2796 (931 amino acids)
Biological process (GO): G protein-coupled receptor signaling pathway
Cellular component (GO): membrane
Molecular function (GO): G protein-coupled receptor activity
Source: RefSeq, a predicted model, not a curated record